Heteronotia binoei (common prickly gecko) is the source of this 2046-nucleotide messenger RNA. RefSeq names its product phosphatidylinositol specific phospholipase C X domain containing 2 (gene PLCXD2). Lineage: Eukaryota; Metazoa; Chordata; Lepidosauria; Squamata; Gekkonidae. The coding region runs from base 403 to 1344 and encodes 313 amino acids. Gene Ontology annotation, biological process: lipid metabolic process. The record is from RefSeq and is a predicted model, not a curated record. Gene Ontology annotation, molecular function: phosphoric diester hydrolase activity. The transcript has 4 exons.
CGCCUCUGCCAGAAUGUCCCCGCGGCUGUCGGGUGCGAAGGCAGGUUGCCUCCUUCUCUCGCAGGUGUGCGCCGGUAGUGAGCAAGCCGGUCUCUCGUUACAUAAGAGGAAAGGGAGGCGCGGCCGGUGGUACAGUCUUGCUGGAGGAAGGCCGCGGUGGCCCCGAGCUGAAGGCAUCCACCCCGGAGGAGGCGGGGUCCGAUUAGGUGACUGAAGAGUGGUCAGAAGGGCAGCCGUGUGCAUGGGCGCUCUAGUCUGCCGGAGAAUGGGAGGAAAGGGCACCCUGAGGCGAUAGCGGCUGCCUCCCACCGCUGACUCCGAAGAGCCAGCUGGCUGGUAGGCGGGCUAGCGGCAGUAACAAGUGAACUCGCGGCUCCAAGGUGGAGAAAGAAGGCGGCGGCGAUGGCCGGAGAAGGCAGCAAUGCCGGGUGGAUGGGCUCCUUGCCGCCCGCCCUCCGCUCUCUGCCACUUUCCAAUCUGGCGAUCCCGGGAUCACAUGACUCCUUCAGCUACUGGGUUGAUGACAAAUCCCCUGUGGGGCCAGAUCAAGCAACUGCCAUCAUACGGUUGGCUAAAAUCCCUUUAGUGAAGAAGAUAAUGAAGAAAUGGUCAGUAACACAAAACCUGACGUUCAAGGAGCAACUUGAAGGUGGAAUUCGCUACUUUGACCUUCGAGUAUCUUCAAAACCGGGUGAAGCUGGACAGGAGAUCUAUUUUAUACAUGGCUUGUUUGGAAUCAAAGUGUGCGAUGGGCUGAUGGAGAUGAACACCUUCCUAACACAUCACCCCACAGAAGUGAUCUUCUUAGAUUUCAACCAUUUUUAUGCUAUGGGUAACAGCCAUCAUGAAUACCUGAUCAGCAGGAUCCAAGAAGUAUUUGGGUCAAAACUUUGCACGAAGGAGUGUGUAGAAAAUGUGACCUUGAACUACCUCUGGGAAAAGAAACAGCAGGUUCUUAUUUUCUACCAUCAUCCACUCUACGAAGAAUACCUCUAUCUGUGGCCAGGGAAUAAAAUGCCAGCACCGUGGGCAAACACAACCAAUGUACAUAAACUGUUACAGUUCUUAGAUACUACCCUCGGUGAGCGAGCAAAACAAGGAACUUUUCAUGUUUCACAAGCCAUUCUCACUCCAAGGGUCAAAACUAUUGCACGGCAUCUCAUCCGGGGCCUGAAAAACACGCUUGUUCAGAGGAAUCUCCCUCUGAUACUUGAAUGGGUGAAGUUACAGAAACCAGGCAUCAUGGGCGUUAACAUCAUUACAUCAGACUUUGUGGAGCUGGUUGACUUUGCAGAUUCUGUAAUUGCAUUAAACGAACUCCUGUUAGAAGACGGAAAGAAAUGAGAAUAAAUUCUGACUUUUUUUUUUUAUUUCCCUUCUGUCAUUCUCAGAACUUAUUUUUACCUCCAGGUAAAAUGGGCCAGUAAUAUAAAUAACUUUUUUUGAAGCUCUCCCACCAAGUUGCUGUUUUGCAAAAGAUCAAGGAAAUAGUCACAAACCUGCACACACUAAUGGGCUGCACAGUUCUAAACAGCAUACAGUGGGAUUUUCUUUGUUGCUUCUCUGUUUGCAUUGACUAAACUACAGGAUGUGCUGAAGGCCAGCCAAUUUGGAGUCUGGAUUCUUGUACAUGUGUAAAUAAUUAGCAGAGGCCUCUCUCUGGAAUUGUGGAUCCUGCAUAUUGUGAAGCCUAGGGCUCCAGUUCUAAAGAUAAUUAUUGAUCUCUAAGCACAGUUUUACUAGGCUGACUACAUCUGUCGGGCCUGUGCACUGCACUCUUCCAAUGAACUGUAUUAUGCUACCUCAGUCACUCUUUAAAAAAAACAACAACUGAAAGCCUAAUAUUCAGUAUGACCUCUUGUGUAUAUUUUUUUAGAAUUGUGAAAUUACGUUUUUAAAGCCUCCCAAAACUUUUUUUACUUGAACUCAAAUUGUAAUUUUUAAUGGGAGGUGAUAGGUUCAAAAAGAUGGCUAUUUUAAAUACAGAAGUAUAUUGUCUGUUUAGAUUGUGUUAAAUAUUGAAGAAAUUAUGCAGAGUACUGAGAA